This is a messenger RNA of Lottia gigantea (owl limpet), 2303 nucleotides long. RefSeq lists its product as hypothetical. Bases 101 to 2254 code for a protein of 717 amino acids. Gene Ontology annotation, biological process: N-terminal peptidyl-methionine acetylation. The record is from RefSeq and is a predicted model, not a curated record. Gene Ontology annotation, cellular component: NatC complex. Lineage: Eukaryota; Metazoa; Mollusca; Gastropoda; Lottiidae. The transcript has 20 exons.
GGGAUGCGCCCAUGAAUAACAGAUUUUAUUUUACCGUUGUGUUAUUUUGAAAUCAAUCAGAACAGUUUAAAUUAUUAGAUAUAAAUGAAAUACUAGCACCAUGGAAACAUCAAUAAAGGAUAGCCAAUCAACAUUGAAAUCAAGUUCUGUAUGGAAAGAUGUUACAGACGAUUUUAUGUUGGCCACUUCUGACCUGCAACUUGGUGAACUUUUGCAUGAUUCUUCGUUUGGGCUAUUUGAGGCAAUGUCAGCUAUUGAAAUGAUGGACUCCAAGAUGGAUGCUGGUAUGAUGUGUAAUCAAAUAAAACGUAAAGUUCUUACAUUUGAACAAUCAAUAGAGGCAGGUAGGGUGAAGAUUACAGAUGUGAGUUGUGAAGAUAAGUUAGGAAUCAUUGAUUCUACAAUGGCCUGUUUGGUGACAUGGUUAGAAGGUCAUUCCCUAGCUCAAACAGUAUUUACUAACCUUUAUCUACACAAUCCUUAUAUUAUAGAAGAUAGGGUAUUAAAGGCAUUCAGUAUCUGUAUGUUAAAAAUAGUGGAUAUUAUAAGGAUGAGAAUUAAUAUAGCAAGUGUAUUUGAAGAGGAAGAUUUUCAACCAAUGUCUUAUGGAUUCAAAAUGGCGUUUGAUUUGACAGAGACUAGGUGUUUAGGAAUGAUGAAAGAAGUAGAAGAAGAACUCAAUAAAACUCUAAGAUCAACAAGAACUAAACCUGGUGAAGAAAGAAAUGAAGCACUUGAAAAAGAGCAUAAUUUAACAUUAGCUUUAUAUACUAGAAUAAAAUUUUAUAGACUGUUUUAUUCACUCUUAGUUUUACUAGCAAAAGAAAAGGUAGUUAUUGAAGGAAUACCACAAGUUAUUAAGUUAUUGAGUCAACUAGAUGAACUAAUCCAGUCCAUUCAACCUACCAUUCAAUAUGGUAUACAACCAUCUGAACGAGAAGCAACAAAAAAUGAUUAUCCAACUAUAAUGGGAUUUGAACCUUUAAUUAACCAGCGUUUACUACCACCAACAUUUCCACGUUACACUGUAAUCAAAGAUCGUGAUGAAUCAAUAGUCUAUAUUAAACAGUUAAUACAGCAUUUAAAUAUAGUUACAUCAUUACCAGAUGUCAUUUCAUUACAUACAUUGAUAGAUAUGUUUAUAGAAUUCAGUAAAUCUUCACCAUGUGUUCUAGCUAGAUCAGUCUUACAGUUAGCAGUAUUACCUCAAAAUAGAAGGAUUUAUGGUAGUCAUACAGUUAUAGAUUUUAUGAAAGAGACAAUAAGAAAUUUUAUAGCUCCGCCAGCUCUGUCAACUAAGUGUAGUCUAUAUAACAAUUCUCAAGCUAAAGAUUAUGUUGAUGCGUUAUUGAAUCAAGGUGUACGGCCUAUACGUAAUAUCUUAGAAAUAACUGGUCAUAAUAGAGCUAGACAGAGAGAUAAAUGGGCCCAUAUAUUAGAAGAGCUGUCAAAUUUACAAGAAGAGGCAGAUAAAGUAGAUGCUCUGCUUCAUGGAAUUCUGGUCAAAACUGAACCCAGUAGAAAUCAUUUAGCUUGUUUUGGUACUUGGGUAUUAUAUCAUUCUUUACAAGCUAUGAUACAUUAUACACUGGCAGGCUUUGAACUAGAGUUAUAUGCUACUUAUGAAUAUCAUUAUGUUUAUUGGUAUUUAUAUGAGUUAUUAUUUGCCUGGUUAGUAUCAACUUUACAUCGUGCUGAUAAUUUUUUACUGGAGAAUGACAUGGCAGCAGAUACUUCACAAAAAGGAAGAAGUAAUAAAAAGAACAAAAAGAAGAAAAGAACUAAAACAUUAAGUAAAGAAAUCAACUUGGCCCAGGCACAACAACAGAUGUUUGGUGGUUAUUAUAAGGCUUUGGUAGGAUUUAGAUUAGAUAAUAAACUAACAGUACCAUCAUUUGAGUUUGAUUGUGAAGAAGUGAGAUAUAGUCAUAGAUUUGGUCCAUUUGUUAAUGUUAUCACACCCCCUGUUGUUUAUUAUAGUCAGUAUAAGGAAAUGAGUGAUUUGAGACGUUAUGAACCAGGACCAACAGCCAUAGAUAUGUAUGAUGUAUCUUGUAAAUGUUUUCAUCAAGCUAAGACAUUAUUCGAGAGUAUUCCCUCACCAAAUGAAGAGGUACAAUCAUUAAUGAGAAUAGCUAAAACAAAUUUUGUGGUUAUGAAGUUAUUAGUUGGUGGACAUAAAAAAGAAUCUCUGGUCCCUCCUGAGUUUGAUUUCAGUCAACAUCGAGUUUACCCUAUUAUUAAAGUUAUAUAGAUCAUGGAAACAUUGUAAUUUAUUGUUGUGAAUAAAAAAUCAAAUGCUU